AAAUCUAUUGCAUACUUCUUUAUUUGUGGAAAAUUCUUCACUGAAAUUCCACACUGUGCAAACCUCAUCACAUGCAGAGUAGGCCAAGGUCCGUUGACCAUGACAGUGCAGAAACACAUAAUUUUACCAAAAAGUAUUUUUUCCACCACAUGUGAAGAUCACAACAAUCAUGCCACAGCUUGAGCUUGUCAGCACUGUUGUUUUGUUAAAAUAACAUUUAUAUCCAGAACUGACAGAAGGAAAUGUCACUUACAAGAAGUCACAUGCUGAUCCAUUUUCAGCACGACACUUCCUUUAUUUGGUUAGAACAGAAAACAGUACUAACAUGUAUGGGAAGAGUGAAGUGUCUGAACUUUAUUCUCUUCCAGUGUUGACAUCUGAAACAGCCUUUAUAUACAGUACAUUAUAUAACUCACACAAGUACACUCAGCCAACAUGUUAUCAGCAUAAUUCUGCUGACGACACCAGUGUCUGUAUAUUCAAGAUAACAUUUGCUCUUCCACAUACUUUUCAUUAGAAACAGCCAACAGACAAGAUUCAUGUACAGAGCUAUCGCAAUCGGACCAAAAAGAAACAAAGCAGGACUAGGGGAUUACCAGUCAGGCCAACUGAAAGUAUAAAUAAGGCGUCACCCAUGAAGCCAUGAAACUCACCCUUCAAAAUAAAAGCUCACGACUGCUUUUCUUUUAAUCAUAACUGUAACUUGGCAUCUACAGUUGUGAUACUUUGAUUAUUAAUGAAAGCUUAGCAAUUAGUGGCACUUAAAAUGUAAAUGAAUAUUGACAUGUAAAUACUCUGAGUUGGGACAUACCAACUCAUGCUUUAUGCUUUUUAUAGAAUGAAGUUGGAGUUUUAAUUUUUCUUACCUACUAUAUGUUCUUACAUUGUGCAGAUACAUAUCAAAUAAUGACUUUGUAUUUUGUGUUAUUCAGAUAUAUAACACUGCCAAAGCACUUUUACUUUACUGUAAAAUAUGUAAUUAAUUAGUUCCAAUACAACCAAAAUACUACUUGACUAGUGUCACCUGCAAAUGUGAGAUAGAAUUGUAUUUAUUUUUCAGUUUCCCUGGCACUUGACUAAUCACUCAGUGGGUGGGAGUUUACAGAUGGUGUCCUCCUUUUGGAUUCUUCUCUCAGUGAGAUGACGUCUUCAGUCCAUGAAAACUGUGAUCCAGCAGUAUAAAAUGAUGUUUGGAAGAAAACCUUUGACAGCUGCACCAUUGCUGAUUCUUGUGAUGAAUAUCUUCAGAGGACAUGCACUACCAUGUCAUCCAUCAGAGUAUCAGAGAGGGAAUGAAUGCUGUCCUAAGUGUCUUCAUGGAAGUCGAGUUAAAACAGAUUGCACAGAGUUCAGGAAUACUUCCUGUCUGUCCUGCACUGAGGGAACCUUCAUGAAUCAGCCUACAGGACGGACACAAUGUUUGUCCUGUACAAUCUGUGAUGCAGGUUCUGGUUUGAAGAUAAAGACGUCAUGUACAAUAACAUCAGAUACAGUUUGUGAACCACUGGAGGGAUUCUACUGUUUGCACUCUACAGAGGACGGCUGUGUAUCAGCACAGAGACACACACUCUGUCAACCAGGACAAUACAUCAGACAGAAAGGAACAGCAUUAACAGACACUGAGUGCUCUGACUGCAGUGCUGGAACAUAUUCAGAUGGAACAUUUCCAUCCUGUCGGCCACACACACAAUGUGAAUCAAUGAAUCUUCAGCUGAUAAAAGCAGGAACUGUUUCAACUGAUGCUCAAUGUGGAGAACAAAGUUCAAACCCAACAGGGAUUGUGGUCGGUGUUGUUUUGGUGGUUUUGCUUUUUACAUUCAUUGGAGGAGCUGCAUUUGUAUUGUGGAAGAAAGGAUGUCUAAACAUAAGUUGUAUUACAAAAAGAAGAAAAAAUGUAGAGAAUCCCAAUCCGGUAGAAGAAACAUCAGUAAUGGUUUCAGACAGAUGUCCACAGCAGCAGGUCACUGGACCCUCAUUCAGAACAGAAAUGGAGACACACUCUGUCCCCCUCCACCUGGCUCAGAGCUGAGCAACAGGUUUACUGUCCUGGAGGAACUCUGUAUCUUCAUCUCCUCACCUCCAGAACUCUCUCCUAACCGUCUGCCAGGGAUGUUGCUGCGGAACUGGUUAACCAGGGAGGAUCCAGUACUUCCUCGCCCCUGUUCCAGAUGUUCACCGAACGAGAACUCCAGGGAACACGUUCCUGCUUCUCAGCUGCCUUCUGCUUCUACCUUGAUAGUAACGGACUCCAUCGUCUCAGACGUUAAGAAGAGAUUGGCCAAAACCGUUUGGUUCCCAGGUGCAAAGGGUCGAUUUCUAACAGAUAAACUCAUGACUAUUCUAAACAGUGAUCCCCAUGCAGAAGCUGUAGUUAUCCAUGUCGGUAGAAACAACAUUCCCCUUCAGCAGUCGGAGCUACUAAAGCAGGUUAAUCAUUCCAGCACGUGUGUUCUAAUCUCUGAUCCGCUCCCCGCAAUCAAACGAGGCAUGGGACGACUUCAUCGAUUGCUGAGUUUAAAUACUUUAAUUCAAUCAAAAAACCUGGUGGACAAUUUGAAUCUCUUCUGGACACACCAAGAUUUUUUAAAAAUGGAUGGUAUCCAUCCCAUUUUUUUGGGGUCACUCAUGUUGACUGACAAAUAUAAAAGGUUCGAAUUACUGCUUUGUGAGACUGAACAAUCCACUCCAGUACUUCGUCAACUUUUAUACAGAGCCCCAAAAUUUAACAAGGUUUUUAUGAAAGAAUUGUCUGACUUUUUGUCCCUGAUUAACAAUGUCAGUUUAUGUGAUCAUAGGCCCAUUAUGUUCUCAAUGUUACUUCCCCCCCAGACCCUCUAUUUCCUCUCUGAGUACCAGGCAGGCCUCAAAUUCCUUUUCCUCUGCUCUCAUUAAAGCCCAAGAAUUGGUUAUAAUAUUUAAUUACACUUUGACAAAUAUUCUUGAAUUAAUUGCCCCUUACACAGUUAGAAAAACAAAACUCAAAGCUCAUCCCUCGAUUAGCUCCGUAACUUAGCACUUGCAGGAAUGCAGGAGAACAGAGCAAAUAUGGGAAAAAGUGUCCAAGUGUCUUACCCAGAAUCAGAGAUACUGUUUGGCUAAAUACAUUUCUAAUAUCAUCUUCAAACAUGCCCAUAGACCCAAAGUUCUAUUUAAUACAAUAGGUUCAGUAUUCAACUCUGCAGUCAUAAUUGUACUGAAGACACUGAAUACCUGUGAUAGGUAAGAUUCUUUAUUAGCAAAAUGUGAGAUCUCACGGCCCUCCUAUGAUCCGUUUAGAUCCUCAAUUCAAAUUUCUAUCUCCUCAUAUUAUCUCACAUGUGAACUCUAGUGCAUGCCCCUUAAACAUUAUUCCCUCAUGUCUACUUAGAGGUGCUGGACACUGUUGGGUCUAGUAUUUUAUCAAUAAUUAAUAGCUCUCUGGUCGAUGCCUAUGCCCCAGCUUGCUCUAAACGCCAAUCACCCUCUGCUCAAAUAAUCAGUGGGAGAACUGUAUGGAUACAGAGGAAUGUUUAAUACGAUGACAUGGUCAGUUGACCUGGGAGGACCUCAUUGUCCUUCAGACUCAGGUGAGCAGACUGGAGGUCAUGAUAAUAUGUUGACCUUGUUCCUGAGAUUGACCAAUACAGUAAUACAUUUUUCCACACUCAACUAUUCCUGUUGUAAUUACUGACCUAUCUCAUUUCCCCCUUUUUAAAAAAAAAAAAAAAAAAGAUUCUCUCAGCUCAUCUCCUUUUUGGACAAAUUCAGCAUACUGAAUACUCAGUGCGGUUUGAGAAUGCAUAAGAGCACAGAGUCUGCUCUCUUUAGGGUGACAAAUGAUUUGUUCUUGUCUUCAGAUUCAGGAAAUUGCACUCUUUAAUUCUGUAAUUCACUUCCAUUAACACUUUGUUCUCCUGCAUUCCUGCCAAGCUUAGUUUUUUCUUUUCUAACUUUGUAAAUGGCAGUUGAGUUGAGAAUAUUGGGUCAAUAAGGCCCUAUUUUAUUUCCCUAUUAUAUACUUUCUUUGGGGUCUAUUUUCAUAAAAUAUUUGUCCUACCAUUGUUAUGCCAAUGACACCCAUUUGCUUUGAUUCUGCUUUCAGAUUUAAGAAAGAACUCAGUUGUCAGCACUGACCACUUCUAUCUUAGAUCACUUCGGAAUUUCAAAUCAUUCCUGUUUGUUAAAGAUUGGGAGACUAUAGUUCACGCUUUUAUUUCCUCUCGUCUUGAAUACUGCUGUUUUCUCUCUGUAGGAAUCAGUCAGUCAGUCCCAUCUCGCCUGCAGAACGUUCAAAAUGUAGCAGCAAGACUCCUCACUGGGACCAAGAAGAGAGAUCAUAUCUCUCCUCUGCUAGCAUUUCUUCACUGGCAACCAAUAAAAUACAGAACUAAUUUAAGAUUCUUUUACUUGUUUUGAAAUUGUCUUCACUUUAUCGCCAAUCAGCUGCAAUAUAUUUACAAAUGGACUAACCCCAACCAAUCGGACAGCUCCUGGACAGACAUAGAAGAAACAAUAUGUAAAGAAAUCCAUAUCUCAAACUUACCUUUCAUGACCCGCUCAAUUACACACAACAUCCUUGUUUUAAAAACCCUACUAUAGCCACAACUCUGACAGCCUGGUGAAAUUUCACUAAAUAACUCACACCAUAAUCACACCUAACAAACCUGCUCCUAUCUGGAAUAACUCAGCUAUCUUAAUGGACAGAAAACAAUUCAGUUUCACAUCUUGGGUAUAAACAAACAACAAGACAUAAAAUAAACAAUCAACAAUUUAACAGACAUAAAAUAAACUAAACAAACUGUUGACUUAGAACCAUUCAUCUGUACACUAAAUUCUUAAUUUCAACUGAUUUCAGUCAUGCCUUUUUGCCUGUCCACCAUCUCCAAUAAUCCUACAUUCUAUCAUUCACACAUAUACAUAUUUGCCAAUUACCAUCACACACACACACACACACACACACACACACACACACCGCCCUCCCUCGAUCCCACUCUGACAUUCCUCCUUCUCUACAAUUCCUAUUUUUCUCUUUCCAAUCGUUGUUGUUGUCAAUAUUCGUAUUAUUGAUCUUAGCAGUUAAUAUUAUAAUUACUGUCACUCUAUUAUUAUUAACUUUAAUACUGUUAUUGCUAUAGCAGUAUUAAUGUAUUAAUUAAAAAUCUUUUUAUAUUUUUUUAUAUUUUUUCUACACUUCACUGUGAUUCCUACGCACCAGGCAAAUUCUUUGUAUGUGAAAUCUUACUUGACAAUAAACCUGAUUCUGAUUCUU
This is a messenger RNA of Dicentrarchus labrax (European seabass), 5248 nucleotides long. RefSeq names its product tumor necrosis factor receptor superfamily member 14-like. Gene Ontology annotation, molecular function: transmembrane signaling receptor activity; protein binding. The transcript has 11 exons. Gene Ontology annotation, biological process: signal transduction; defense response to Gram-positive bacterium; positive regulation of T cell migration. The record is from RefSeq and is a predicted model, not a curated record. Lineage: Eukaryota; Metazoa; Chordata; Actinopteri; Moronidae. Gene Ontology annotation, cellular component: membrane; external side of plasma membrane. The coding region runs from base 1157 to 2029 and encodes 290 amino acids.